CAGUGGCGUUCUGUGCGUGCUGGCGAGCGCAAUAUGAAUUAGUCAGCUAGUCGCCGCGCUGUGUUUUCACUCGAUUCUGGGGCACAGCUGGACUGACUGGAUUAUCCGGACCUUCUUGAUCUGCCGGACCCCUGAGGAAACAGAAGGUUCUGCGCGAUGUCGGGCACCCAGGACUACGAUCGCAAGUACCUGCUCAGCAUGCCGGGCCUCUGCAAGCUGGCCUGCUUGCUGUGCAGCUUCGUUGGAAUUCUUUGUAUCAUCUGCGGACCGGUGCGCGUGAGCAAUUUCCGGGGCAGCUUCUACCUGGCGGUGGUGUCCAUUGGCUUCGUGGCCACCCUGGCCCUGCUCCUGGCCAGGUACUUGCGCGUGUGGCAGCGCCAGUUCUGCCGGUGCGAUCCCACGCUCUGGUCCCUGGCGGUGCACUCCUCCCUGGCCCUGGCCUACUUCGCGGCCUCCGGCCUCGUGCUGUCCCUCGACAUCGGGGCCUACACGGCGGCAGCGUUCUUCGGGCUGACCGCAUUUUGCAUCAACGGACUGGAGGCCUACGGGAACUACAGGCGCAGUCGCCAGAGGGAGGUGGCCACCCAAACCGUAUAGACUUGGAUUCCGAUGGACAAUCCCAGUGUGGUUUCGGUGGCUCUGCUACUCUAAGCUUGCCCCACAGUGGUUUGAGUGUGUAUCUGUGCGAGAGCGAGGGUCUGUGUGCGUGAGAGCGAGUAUCGGUUGCAUUGAGCACUGCAGUCCGAUAGUGAGGCGCUGAGGUCGGAAAAUGUGGAAAGCUUUGGUCGCCGGAACAGUUAUUGGAUGUAUUAUCUAAUAGUCGCUAGAUAUAGGUCAAGAAGUGAAGCAGAUAGGGCCAGCCGACUCCAAUAAGAAAUGUAGAUGUAGCAGGGAGUAAAACCAUGAUAAAUACCGGAUGGAAACCACUGAAGAGAGAAAAAUUCCAAAGAGAUAUUCGUACUGUGUCUUUUGCUUUUUGUGCUUCUCACCUGAUAACUGGUUAACAAAGCGUGAGCAGAUACAUAUGUACAUUCAGAUCUGUACACAUUUUUUGUACCUUAGUUAAGUAAUAUUUGUGUGUCACAAGUAAAUAAACUUUAUAGUAGUUAGUUGGUAAACGAAUUCUAAGCACGAUGCUUUUUGUGAACAUUUUUAUGAUCUGAAUUGUUAUGAUUAUAAAUAUACAAAUGUUUUUAUAAUGCUAAAAUGGAAA
This is a messenger RNA of Drosophila subpulchrella, 1213 nucleotides long. RefSeq lists its product as uncharacterized. The transcript has 3 exons. NCBI's taxonomy places the organism in Eukaryota, Metazoa, Arthropoda, Insecta, Diptera, Drosophilidae. Gene Ontology annotation, cellular component: membrane. The coding region runs from base 157 to 597 and encodes 146 amino acids. The record is from RefSeq and is a predicted model, not a curated record.